AUGAUCGAUAAAAGAUCGCCCUACCAGGAGGGAAGCCUCUGGUACUAUGCGCCAAAUAAAGGCGCCCCGAUCGCUUUUGCAAUUCUUUUCACAUUAUCCGGUAUAAUGCAUGGCUAUCAGUGCUUCAAAUACAAAUCCUGGAAAGUAACAGGCCUACUACCUUGGUCUGCUUUACUCUUCACAGUAGGGUUUGUGAUGCGUACCAUUGGGGCAUUCGGGCAUUGGGACGAUCUGGGUGUUUUCAUUUCGAGCACUGUCUUCCUUUUAGCUGGGCCUCCUGUUUAUGAGGGAGCCAACUUCUUCACUUUGGGCCGUAUCCUAUACUAUAUCCCGUAUCAUUCUCCAAUUCAUCCUGGUCGGGUGUUCACCACAUUCAUUGCAAUGGGUAUCGUGAUCGAGAUCAUAACAGCAAAUGGAGCAGCAUUGGUUGCUAAUACGAGCAAUCCCGAAAGUACGCAGAAUACAGGCAAGGCUUUACUCAAAGCUGCCUUGAUCUUGCAACUCGCAUUGAUGGCGGGGUUUGUUGCUCUGGCUACCAAGUUUUACUACAACUGCCAUCGCGCUGGCGUUCUGAAUACUAAGGUCAAGAAGGCCCUUUAUGUGUUGUAUUGCAGUUGUGCACUCAUCACCAUACGCACUAUCUACCGAACUGUUGAGUAUUUCACAGCUGCAAGUCUGAACACUAGCAACAUCGAUGAUAUGAGCCCUAUUCUUAAGGAUGAAUGGUUCUUCUGGGUAUUUGAGACAGUCAUUAUGUUCUUUAACACUACCCUCCUCAACGUCUUCCAUCCCAUGCGGUGGCUUCCACGUUCAAACCGAAUUUACCUUGCAACGGAUGGUGUGACUGAAGUGGAGGGACCCGGUUACGAGGAUCGUCGGCCAUUUUUACUUACUCUCUUCGAUCCUUUCGAUAUAGUCGGUCGCCAAAAUGUUGUCAUUUCUCUCGUCGAAUCUAUCCACGCCCGGCAGUCACUUGCCCAGGCACUGAACUUCGCGCUGGUGCUCUCUACUGCAUUCAUGAUGUGGAAAGGCCUCUCCGUGUUCACCGCAUCCUCCAGCCCUGUUGUAGUUGUUUUAUCCGGUAGUAUGGAACCGGCAUUCCAAAGGGGAGAUCUACUUUUCCUAUGGAAUCGAAGCCCGCGAGCUGAGCUAGGCGAGAUCGUCGUCUACAAUGUCCGGGGCAAGGACAUCCCGAUUGUGCAUCGCGUCGUGAGAACCUUCCCAGAAAUCGAAGGAAAGGCGAAGAAGGUGAAGGAGAUUUCCGAGUCCUCACCGAUCCCCAACAACAUGCUUCUUACUAAGGGCGACAACAACAUUGCUGACGAUGUUGAGCUGUACGCGCGAGGCCAGGACUAUCUCAAUCGCGAGGAAGACAUUGUUGGCAGCGAAUUAGCUGAGCUCACAGCGUCUCCUCCAGAGGGCAUUACAGUCGAGCUAGCCAACGAGUCGGAUAUCUACCAAUGGAAGGUUUAUAUGGACGGCCCAGAAGGUUCACCGUAUCACACUGGCAGAUUCCUAGUCAAACUCAGUCUUCCCACUGAGUACCCCUUCAAGCCGCCAUCCGUUUCGUUCGGGACCAAGAUUUACCACCCCAAUGUGACCAACGAUGACAAGGGCAGCAUGUGUCUGGGCAUGUUGCGGGCUGAUGAGUGGAAGCCUAGCUCCAAGAUCGCAGCGGUGCUUGAGUUCGCGCGUCAGCUGCUCGUAGAGCCUAUGCCUGAUGAUGCUGUUGAGGGCCGUAUCGCAGAACAGUACAAGAAUGACCGCGCACGCUAUGACGAAAUCGCACGGGAGUGGACCAGGAAGUAUGCGAUCGCAUAGGGUGGUUAUCUAGAAGCGCGAUUACCAGGCUUAACUCCGUGAUGCUGCUCUCGGAGGG
Messenger RNA from Aspergillus nomiae NRRL 13137, 1879 nucleotides. RefSeq lists its product as uncharacterized. Gene Ontology annotation, cellular component: membrane. NCBI's taxonomy places the organism in Eukaryota, Fungi, Ascomycota, Eurotiomycetes, Eurotiales, Aspergillaceae. Gene Ontology annotation, molecular function: serine-type endopeptidase activity. Bases 1 to 1821 code for a protein of 606 amino acids. The transcript has 8 exons. The record is from RefSeq and is a predicted model, not a curated record.